UAAUCGAUAUUAAACUUUUUGUCCCGGCGUUGCGCGUAGCGCUUCACGUGGCGCUCCUGCAGUUAACAAUAGAUAAACGCUAUUUGUAAAUAACAUCUUCUCAUCAAUCUUGUUUAUAACCUAUACGUUUAUAACAAGGAGGAUUCUUCCAUUUGCAUUUGCAUCUUGUGGUUUGUAUAACCAGGGAAUAAGGAAAGUACCUUUGUACUUUGCAGUAUUUCCAUAAUCAGUACCACAUAUAUUGAAUAUACAUAUAUUAUAUAAUAAAGAUUAGUUUUUAAAACGAAGUCUCGACAUGAUGCAAGAACAAGAAUUUGAAAAAUUUAACAGAAAUUCUAAUAACAAACAUUCCGUUUGGUUUUACUUUUUACGUGGCAAAAAGAACAAAAAUGAAUGCAAGUGUACAACAUGUGGCAAAAUAAUCCAUUGUGCGGGAGGAAGCACUAGUGGUAUGCACACGCAUCUGAAGGCAAUUCAUAAUAUAAGUUUGCUAAAAAGAUCGUUAAAUGAGAGUUCGGCUUCGACAUCGUGUAGUUCCAGCACUUCCAGCAGUUCUGAUACGGUAUCCAAAAAAGUUAUCAAAAGUGGAUCGAUUACUCAAUAUUUUCCAACAGACAAUUGUUUACCUGCAGUAUUGGCACGUUUAACUAGCCGAGAUGGAUUGUCCUUUCGAAUAAUAUGUACAUCUUUAGAUAUAAGACUAGGAUUAACAGCUAGAGGAUUUUCCGAUAUUCCUAAAUCAGUAAGCGGUGUUUCAAAUAUUGUUAAAAAUUUUAGUAAUCAAGUUAGAGAACAGCUUAAAAUAGAAAUUAAGAAAUUAAAAUUAGAUGGUCAAAAAUUUAGUUUGACUUUCGAUGAAUGGACUUCGAUUAAAAAUAGAAGAUAUUUAAACUUAAAUGUACAUGCAACAGAUAAAAUGUUUUGGAAUCUUGGCUUAUGUCGUGUGAAUGGGACGAUGCCAGCUGAAAAAUGCGUGAAUAUUAUUGAUGCUAAAUUAAACAUUUAUAAUAUAUCUUUGGAUUAUGAUAUUGUUGCCAUUACAACUGAUGGCGCAUCUGUAAUGAAGAAAGUAGGAAAAAUAGUUAAUACUGAUCAACAAAUUUGUUUGGUGCAUGGUAUUCAACUAGCUAUUUUAGAGGUAUUAUAUAAUAGACAAGUAAAACAGAGAUAUGUUGACGAAAUAGAGAAAGAGAGUGAACGCGAAGUGUCAGAUGUAAACGUUAUUGAUGAAAAUGAUGAAGUUGAUUCUGAAAACGAUGAAGAUUUAGGUGCCGUUCGGGUCUUGUAA
This is a messenger RNA of Vollenhovia emeryi, 1288 nucleotides long. RefSeq lists its product as uncharacterized. The transcript is spliced from 3 exons. NCBI's taxonomy places the organism in Eukaryota, Metazoa, Arthropoda, Insecta, Hymenoptera, Formicidae. Gene Ontology annotation, molecular function: DNA binding. The record is from RefSeq and is a predicted model, not a curated record. The coding region runs from base 296 to 1288 and encodes 330 amino acids.